Molecule: messenger RNA, 3144 nt
Organism: Musca domestica (house fly)
Lineage: Eukaryota; Metazoa; Arthropoda; Insecta; Diptera; Muscidae
Gene: Rrp1
Product: recombination repair protein 1
Exons: 4
Coding region: 169-2580 (803 amino acids)
Biological process (GO): base-excision repair
Cellular component (GO): nucleus
Molecular function (GO): phosphoric diester hydrolase activity; endonuclease activity; DNA-(apurinic or apyrimidinic site) endonuclease activity
Source: RefSeq, a predicted model, not a curated record
AUCUAGCUCGCAAACGAACACACAUCCUCUUUAGCUUCAUUUUCAGCGUCUUGCAAAAUCGGUCUGCGGCCUACGAUUGAGGAAACAAUUUUGUACAACCGGAAUUAUUUUGUAAAUUUAAAGUCAAAUUGUGUUUUGCAUUGCAAAAAAUUUUUUGAUUCAAAAAAAAUGCCCAGAGCAACAAAAGGAAAAGCAAAAAAGGACACAACAUCCGAGGCAACUAAGACGCUAAGUAACGCUGAAGAGUUGUUUGAUGCCUUGACUAAAGAAGACAGAAAAGACAAAAUUGAUGCUACUAACAAUACAAAUGACGUUGCCACCAUCAACAACAAUGAGGAGGACAAUGAUGAUGUAGAACCAGCAAUUGCAACCAAAGCCAGCAAUGGCAAAACAGUAGGCCGUGGCAAGAAAGCGGAAAAGGUAAAAGUUGAAAAGGAGGAAAAGCCGGCUAAAAAGGCUACAGCUUCUAGGGGCAGAGGUGGGAAGAAAGCGGCAGCUGAAGACGAUGUUGAGGUUACGGGCAAAGAGACCGAUAACGUUGUCGAAAAAGCCAGCAAUGGUGAUGUGGAGUUGGACACAGAAUCAGAACCUAAGGAAGAAGCUGUGACGACAAAUAAAGCUAAAGGUGGUAGAGGAGGUAAGCGUGGUGCCAAAGCGUCAGCACCAGCAGUUGUUGAAAAUGGCGAUCAAGCCUCAAACGGUGUAUCUGAUAUCAAGGAUACAGAAAAGGAGGAGAAAGUUGUGGCCAAAGCAAAGGGUCGAGGUGGUAAGAAAACUGCCAAGGCUAGUAAAGACGAAGCUGUAGAAGAGGUGGUGGCUGCAGUUGCUGAAGAACCGGCUACAAAAGUUAGCAAGGCUAAAGCGGGUGGUCGCAAAAAGAAGGUUGAAGAAAAGACAGAACCCGAGCCAGUUCCAGUGAAAGAGGAGCAAGCUGAUGAGCCAGAGCCACCCAAGAAGAAAGGAAGAGCAGCAGCAUCUAAAAAGUCCGCUGCAAAAGAGCCAGUUGUGGUGGAAAACAGUUCUGAGGCAUCAGAAAUUGUACUGCCUGCCAAGAAAGCCACCAAGCGGGGUGCCAAAGACAGUGGCGCCAAGGAAAAGGAAGAAGUGGAAAAAGUUCCUCCCAAGAAGGCAAGAGGUUCGGGUAAAGCAACAAAAAAUAGCAAGACUGAAGAAGCUGCCGCUGAAACACCUCAAGAAAAUGGAGAAGCGCCGGUGGAAGCUGCUAUUCCUAAAAAGCGUGGUCGUAAAGAGCCUAGCGUAGAAAAAGAAAUAAAGACUGAAGCCGAAAAACCCAAAAAGGGCAGAGGUGGCAAAAGAAAGGCAGCCGAUAAGGCAGUGGAAGAGGAGGAAGAGCCUGUUGUCGAGACAAAACAAGUGAAAGAGGAAGCCACAGCAGAGGUGACAGAAGAAACAACCACAACUACUACAGAGAAACCCACAACUAGCCGAGGUGGUGGUGGUGGACGUAAACGUGCCGCACCGUCUACUAACAAAACAAAAAAGACAGCUGCCGAUGCAAACAAAGCUGAGACAAAUGACAAAAAUGUUGAUGAAGACAAGGCCACGGUGGCCAGUAAUCACAAAGAUGUUGGUGACGAUGAGGAUGAAGACGAAGCAGAUGGGUCGAAACGUAAGUUAGAUAUGACGUGCGGCACGCAACUGAAAAAGCUCUUAUUUUCCUGUUUUACAGCCACAAAAGCAAAAAAGAAAAAGGAUUCACCUCCACUUAACUCGACCAGCACAACUUAUAAUAAGGCCGACUUUGAUUUGCCACCAUUGCCGGAAGGACAAACGGCUGGCGAUGAGCCACGUUUUAAUUUGAAAAUAUCCAGCUGGAAUGUUGCCGGCCUAAGGUCGUGGCUAAAGAAGGAGGGUCUUAAAUUCCUGGAAUACGAAGAACCAGAUAUAUUUUGUUUGCAAGAGACCAAAUGCACCACAGAUCAAUUGCCCGAAGAGGUGCAACGUAUACCGGGCUAUCAUCCCUAUUGGCUGUGUAUGCCGGGUGGUUAUGCUGGUGUGGCCAUUUACUCCAAAAUUAUGCCCAUCAAUGUGGAGUAUGGUAUUGGCAACAAGGAAUUUGAUGAUGCUGGACGUAUUAUCACGGCGGAAUAUGAAAAAUUCUUUUUGAUCAAUGUCUAUGUACCCAAUUCGGGUAGGAAACUGGUGAAUUUGGAUGCCCGCAUGAAAUGGGAGAAACUUUUCCAGGAAUUUGUGGAAAAACUCAAUGCCCGCAAGCCAUUGGUAAUAUGUGGUGAUAUGAAUGUAUCGCAUCAGGAAAUCGAUUUGGCCAAUCCCAAAACCAAUACCCGCAAUGCUGGUUUCACAAAAGAGGAAAGAGAUAAAAUGUCUGAAUUGCUGGCGUUGGGCUACAUCGACACUUUCCGCCAUUUGUAUCCCGAUCGCAAAGGAGCCUACACAUUCUGGACGUAUAUGGGUAAUGCUCGUUCGCGCAACGUCGGUUGGCGUUUGGAUUACUUCCUUGUGUCGGAACGUUUUGUCAAAAAAGUCGUGGACAAUUGUAUACGUAGCCAGUGCAUGGGUAGUGAUCACUGCCCAAUAACAUUAUUCUUGAAAUUGUAAUAAAAAGAGAAUAUAGAUUUUUUUUGGGAUAAAAAGCCUAUCUGAAAAAUUAUAAAUAAUGCCGAAUUUUUUACAUUCGAAGGAAAGUCAUGAGUCAUUUUUAAAAUCAACUCCUCGAGUAGAGUAACAAAUGUUUUAAUCACGAAUAUCACAAAAAAUGAAAAAGAAAAAAAAAAUAUUGGUAGAUUUUAAGCAAAGUUAUGUCGUAUAUUAACUUGUCUUUCUUUUUUUUAACUAAUUCUUUCGCAGUAUUUUUGUUUUUGUUUUCCAAUUGCGUUUCACUCUUUGUUUUUUAAUUGUAUUUAAUGCCGUAGUUUUUUGUUUAUCAGACAUCUUGGUUCGUUUCGCAAGAUGUUCGUAUCUUUCGGAAUUCCAGUUACAUGUGACUCAUAUCCCUGUGAGUCCUUGAUACAACCAUUUGUUCUAUUCUAAUUUCAAAGUAUUGUAUUACGAAUUUUUGAUUGAUUUACUGUUUCCAAUCUUUCUUAGUUUCCCGUACAACUGAUUUUAUAUUAUAAUAAAGAAGAUAUAACAUAAUAAAAUGUUUGUCUGAUUAUAAAGUCA